AUGACCACAGAUUCAAACACUUUCAAGUCAAAUCGCCCUGGGCCGGAUGAAGAUGGAGCAAAAAAACUUCGAAGAGCUUGCAAUGUUUGCCAUAGAAUGAAACUUCGCUGCUCGGGGACAAGUCCCUGCACUCGCUGCAAAAAGGCGGGGUCUGAAUGUGUGUACUCAUUUGCGGCCAAGAUCGGCAAGCCUAAAGGCAGUCGAAAUAAGAAGACAUUGGAAAAGUUACAACAGAGGAACGAAACUAUCGGAGAGAGUAAAUUUCAUCAUCCGAUCAUAUCUACUCCGGUGACAGAUCGCUCUGUUUCUCUCGAUUGCGACUUUGAUGACGAGGAGGUGUCUGAAGACCAAGAUAACAUUUUGAACUUUGACACUUGGAUGUCAGAUCACACUUUGGUUUCCUUAUCAGAUGUGGAAUUCCCGAUCGAGACUGAGGGUUUGAAAGAAAGCACGAUGUGGGAUGUUAGGGUGGUGCAGUCCAUUGAUCUCUUUCCGGGCAACAUGCCACUGGAAGAUACCGGGCUCCAAUCCCAGUAUCAGAUGACAGAAGGUUCAUCAACGACACAGCUGGACAGUAUAAAUCAACGAAAUGGCCAGGCUAGCUGUUUGUGUCUUCAGUAUCAGUUUGAAUCCCUUUGCAAACUCAAAGGUCUGGAGCAAAGCCGUGGACCGGUUCAGGCGGACACGGAUUUCGCAACAACUUUAAACGCACUUACAGCUACUCAAACGGUUCUUAAUUGCGAUCAUUGCCAGGAAGACUCCGAGACAAACAUGUUAGUUACAAUGGUGGUAGACCUGGCGUUUCGGCGCCUUCAGAAUUUGACUGCUGCCACGCCAGACGGCUUGGUGGAACUCCGACUCACCCUCGGAGGCAUACAGAUGGUCGAGACUGAACCAUUAUCAUCGAUGCGCAAAACCAUUGUCACAUUAGCUCGCGACCAAGUUGAGCAAGUUUUCAUUGCGAUGCGGACACGUGUCAGUCAAUUAAAUGCACGGGCAAAGGAAACGACUCAAAAGGAUGUUGACAAAAUGCAUGCUAUGAGGUUGCAACUGACUUUGAUGCGCCUCGAGAUGAUGUUCACAGCUCUUCAGACGAUUUUAAAAUAG
Penicillium cosmopolitanum is the source of this 1107-nucleotide messenger RNA. Its product is annotated as Zn(II)2Cys6 transcription factor domain-containing protein. The record is from RefSeq and is a predicted model, not a curated record. Gene Ontology annotation, cellular component: nucleus. The transcript is spliced from 2 exons. Gene Ontology annotation, biological process: positive regulation of transcription by RNA polymerase II. NCBI's taxonomy places the organism in Eukaryota, Fungi, Ascomycota, Eurotiomycetes, Eurotiales, Aspergillaceae. Gene Ontology annotation, molecular function: sequence-specific DNA binding; DNA-binding transcription factor activity, RNA polymerase II-specific; zinc ion binding. Bases 1 to 1107 code for a protein of 368 amino acids.